Messenger RNA from Prorocentrum cordatum, 327 nucleotides. NCBI's taxonomy places the organism in Eukaryota, Dinophyceae, Prorocentrales, Prorocentraceae. The record is from the annotation of a GenBank genome assembly.
GAAUUGUACAGAUCUGAGCUGUGGGAACAGGACGUAUCGGAGCUGCGCUCUCACAUCCGCACCAGCUCGGAGGAGUUGGAUAAUUACGAAGGCGCCUUCGCCUUGGAGUUGGAUGGCAAUGUCUCCCAGGGCCUUCCUGAGGAAUUCGAACGGUCAGAGGGAGGCAGAGAGGCCGGCGUUCGUCGCAAUCGCAAGCAGGCCCUUCUGCAGGGCCUCCGCGGCAGGAAGAGUUUCCGGCCCGGGCAGGCCGUUACAGCAGGCGGUGGACGACCACGGUGCGCACGUGGCUCGCUUCGUGGGCAGGAAGCGCAGGACGGGUGCGCAUAA